Molecule: messenger RNA, 543 nt
Organism: Schistocerca gregaria
Lineage: Eukaryota; Metazoa; Arthropoda; Insecta; Orthoptera; Acrididae
Product: WAS/WASL-interacting protein family member 3-like
Exons: 2
Coding region: 1-543 (180 amino acids)
Source: RefSeq, a predicted model, not a curated record
AUGUCCGUCACGUGGUGGUGCGCGUGGGUGUGCGCGUCGCGGCGGCCGCCUCCCGCGCCCUGCGCCGCCCCCGCCGCCCCCAGGCCGCCCAGCCGGCUGCCGCCCAGCGUGCCGCCGGCCUGCGUGCCCUCGCUCUUGGACGCCUCCUCCGGCGGCCCGGCCGACGCCUGCGAGCCCACGUGGUUCUGCUGCGUUCCCACCGACGCGGAUGCCGUCCCGGUCGCGGCCGACGCCGCCGCCGGCGCCGCCCCCGCGGAGGUUGCCUUGAGGGAGCCGUUGGUGGCGGCGUCCUGCUGCUGGGUGCCGCGGUCCCGCGUCUGCCGGCCGCCGCCGCCCCCCGCGCCGCCGCCGCCCGGUAGCGUCGACGCAGACGCCUUGCCACCGCCGACGCCGCCCCCGGCGCCGCCCCCGCCACUCACGUUGUCGUACAGGGAGGUGCUGGAGGUGGCCGCCGUUACCUUGUCCCCGCGGGAGCCCGGCGCCGCGUCCGUGUCUGUGCCGCGAGUUUGCGCCCGCGGCAGCGUGGCGGACCCUGCGGGAUAG